Messenger RNA from Patella vulgata (common limpet), 4039 nucleotides. RefSeq names its product ras-related protein Rab-2. Gene Ontology annotation, cellular component: Golgi apparatus. Lineage: Eukaryota; Metazoa; Mollusca; Gastropoda; Patellidae. The transcript is spliced from 8 exons. Gene Ontology annotation, molecular function: GTPase activity; GTP binding. The record is from RefSeq and is a predicted model, not a curated record. Bases 68 to 706 code for a protein of 212 amino acids.
CGGGGUCAAUAAGUGACGUCACGCAGCGUUGACAUCACCAACAUUAGAAAAUUUUACACAUCGCAAAAUGUCGUACGCCUAUCUGUUCAAGUAUAUUAUUAUUGGGGAUACAGGUGUGGGUAAAUCCUGUCUAUUGUUACAGUUUACAGAUAAAAGAUUUCAACCUGUUCAUGAUCUUACUAUAGGUGUAGAAUUUGGUGCACGUAUGAUCACAAUCGAUGGAAAACAGAUCAAAUUACAGAUUUGGGAUACAGCCGGUCAGGAAUCAUUUAGAUCUAUCACCAGAUCAUAUUAUAGAGGUGCUGCUGGGGCUUUGUUAGUUUAUGAUAUUACUCGACGAGAUACAUUUAAUCAUUUAACAACCUGGUUAGAAGAUGCUCGUCAACAUUCUAAUUCUAAUAUGGUUAUAAUGCUUAUAGGUAACAAAAGUGAUCUAGAAGCCAGAAGAGAAGUUAAAAAAGAAGAAGGUGAAGCUUUUGCCAGGGAACAUGGAUUAAUAUUUAUGGAAACUUCUGCUAAAACAGCUGCAAAUGUAGAAGAAGCUUUUAUUAACACAGCAAAAGAAAUCUAUCAAAAAAUCCAAGAUGGUGUCUUUGAUAUAAAUAAUGAGGCAAAUGGUAUAAAGAUUGGCCCCCAACAUUCACCUGCCAACGCGAACCUUACAUCGCCAGGAGGUGGUGGCAGUCAAGGUGGAGGAUGCUGUUGAUUGGAUAAUAAUCUUAGGGUAUUUAUCAGUGAAGGGCAAAUAACUCUGUCUUUGUGAUGAUGCUGAUGAUGUCAUUAACAGAGAUGAAAUAAGACCUUUCCUCAGAGAAAAAAAAAAUGCACUUUGACUGACAAAUUUGAUGUACCACAUACAAAAAAAAUUACGUAAAAAAAGCCAGAAAAAAAAAUUAUAAAAAAUUAUUUAAUAUAAUUAUUAAUCAUUAUGUAUACAUAUUGUAAAAUUAUAAUAAAUAGACAAAUUUCUAUCUGUCUGUCUGUCAUUCCAUACUUCACUUUCUGUUUAUUAGUUUUAAAGACUUGAAGACAAACCAAAAACAUGUAUAUGUCAUUGUUUAUUUCCUUAAAAUCCAUUUGCACUCAUCAGAGAAACUGCAAUCUGAUUAACACGCGGAUCCUAUUUCGUUUCAUUUUUUAUAGUUCUAAAUUUCGUUUGACUUGUCUUCACAACACUUGGGUCUGGAAGAGUUGUUAUAUAACAUGCGUUCUGGUUGAAGUGAGGGAUUAGUCAAUGAAACUAUCUGUUACGGCAAGUUCUUGGCGUCCAUUAGAAACGUCAACGCUGAUUGAUUAAUCAAUGUCUGAUGUCAUAGGGUCAAAAGCCGUUGGUACGACCGUUGACGUGACCAUCCACUAGAACCGGUCAGAUCUUUAUGUAGUAGAGGCCAUCGAAAGUAUAAAAAAAAAGAAACAAAAUAUAGAUGUAUAUUUUAAUCAGAUUGGAGAAAGUGUUAUUGGUAGAACAAUGUUUAGAACACCGUGCCAAUUUGUAAUACAGUUGAGAAUCUGGAUCUUUAGGAAACAUCCUAGUGAAUAAUUAAAAAUAAAAUUAAAAUAAUCCCUUGUAAAAAAAAUUAAUGUGACUUUUCGAUCGAAAGAAUUCUAAAAAAAAUUGUAAAAAUAUUUGUUAUUGCCUGUGAUUAUCUCCCAGUUAGAUAACUGUUGCCCUCUAAUUUUAAAAGCCGGAUAAAGUCAGUGGUUUUAUUUUAAGUACAUAGUGAUGGCGCACGAAGCAGUGUAUGCUUACUGUUAACACCCUCCGUCUAGUACACAUAUUAUUACACUAUUAUUAUGUGGAAACGUUAUAUUAAUAGCGUCCGUGAAACUGACUGUAAAGUCACAUUAAUAGCGCCUGUGAAACGGACUGUAAAGUUAUAUUAAACUGACUGUAUAAAGGUUAUAUUAAAAGCGCCCGUGAGGCUGACUGUAAAGUUAUAUUAAACUGACUGUAAAGUUAUAUUAAACUGACUAUAUCUGGUGUUUAGAACAAGAGAGUAAUAUUAUAUUAACUAGGGUUAUAAUAAUAUAAUGUAUUAUAUAAAGUCUGGAUGUAAAUAUUGAUAUUGUUAUAUAUCAUCAUUAUCUUGUAUCUCUCAGUUUUAACUCACAUGCUUGUAUAUUCACUAUGUUAGCAUUGUUCAAUAAGUCGAUUGCCUCCCUUGUUUUCAUAAAACACACCUAUGGAAGGAAGCAGAUAAACAUGGAAGUCGUCUCGACAACUCCACUGCUGAUCUGAUCUUGUUAUGAUACACACCACAGGUGUACAGUCGGUCUGUGUAUAGUCCUAGUCCGUUAUUUGGAUUGCAUGCUUUCCUAAAACUAUACUUGGCUGUAUGUAAAUAUUGGCUUUAGCACAAAUUAUCUAACUUAACCAUCUCUUAGUCUGUAUCUUUCAUUCAGUUGCUUUUACAAAAUUACAAAAUAUGUACACAAGAAAAAACCCCAGUAAAUUGUCCAGAAAUAAAUAAUAGAUUAGCCCAAAUAUAGUUCACAUUUUAGAAGAAUAUUAAAAGUUAUGUUGUAUGAUUGAUUAGUUUUAUUAUUAAAUGUUAGUGAAUCCAUUAUUGUUAUACUCCUUACUGUUUGAAAAUUUGAAUAUUAAAAUAAACACUAUAUUGGGAUGAAAAAAUGCAUACGGUAUUGUUUAUUGUACUUUAUAUUUUGGAAAAUGAAUUUUGAUUUCAUCAGCUGACGUCUCUAGGACCAUGUGUUGUACGUAUGAAAGUUGUUGUGUAUAUUUGUUCUAUUAUAGAAAUACUUAUAUUCGUGUACAUGACUGGCAUUUAUAUAUAAUCAUAAUAUACUUUAUUAUAAUAACCCUUUAACAGUUGGACUGUCUGAAACUACUGCUGUCUGUAGCAUCGGAAACCUCCUGAGUGCCGUAAACUAUUUAAGUUACUGGUUCAGUGACUUGGGCAAUUCAGGGAGCAGGAGUUAUAUUCUGUUACAAAAAUGAGUUCCAAGUAUAAAUGUAAAAAAAAAACCAUUACUUUUCUCUAAUUUUUACAGGGAACUGGGGUAGUCGAUAUUUUCAUGUACCAAGUGAAUUCUUUCUUGCCUUCUAAAAUCAGAAAGUAUGGGUUAAAUAGAUUCUGGGGGAAGUUUUAUAAAGGGAUAAACUCUUGUAUGUGUAAAUGUUUACGGUAGCUACAAUAUUCAUGAUACAUGUUGGCUCAUCACUCACCUGGUCCCGAGAUUACAAAACGUUUUUUUUUUUGCUCUACAUUGUGUUUGGGAGGUGAUAGGAACAAAAAAAUGUUCAACAGUCUCGGGACCAGAUGUUGUUAAUAUUGUAUUUUGUCUCAUCUGUUUGAAAUCUUUUAUCUAUCAGUGCUAGAAAUAUUCAGGGUUUUAUUUAUACGUUUAUUCUGAAUAGUAAGUUAAAUAUACAUUUAUGUAUUCGUUAGUUUUAGGGAAGAAGAUGAUUAAUGAUUGUGCUCAUAAAACAAUUAUUGUAUGAAAUGAAUUCAGAAACUGCUCAUAUUUUGAAGUCGGUUAAUAUCUUCAGUCUGUACUCAGAAAUUUAGCUUUUAACCAAUGAAAAUUUAGAAUCCUUAAAAUAAUUUUUGUGAAUAAGACCUUCGUUGAACGUAUAAAUAUUUCUGUUCAACUUAUUGGUAAAAUUCUAUUUCGAACAAUUGUUCAAGUUUGCAUCCCUAGAAGUAAUAAUGUUAUAUUAGAUGUGGUAGAAUUUAUUAGGACUCUUUUAAUGUUAAAUAAAAUUCAUGUAAGGAGCUAAUGGCAACUGUAAGAAUAACGGCACUGUUAAUGAAAACAUAAUUCAACGAAUAUAAUGUCACAUGAAUAAUUGUUGGCUAUAUUUUCCACAUACUUUGUCACAGUUGCCUGUCGAUAAAUAUGCCCUGUUUUAUUUCUAACUUGACUCUUGAUACAUCUUUAUAUAUUUAUUUUAUUAUUUCUGAUAUUGUUUUCAUCUCUGUAUGGUUGAUUGUAUUUAUCCAAGAUUUCCACUCUGUGUAGUAACUAAUUGUUUUUGUUUUUAGUUUUCUUGUGCAAUAAACUUUAAAAAUAUCAA